This is a messenger RNA of Styela clava, 3433 nucleotides long. RefSeq lists its product as uncharacterized. Gene Ontology annotation, molecular function: G protein-coupled receptor activity. NCBI's taxonomy places the organism in Eukaryota, Metazoa, Chordata, Ascidiacea, Stolidobranchia, Styelidae. Gene Ontology annotation, biological process: G protein-coupled receptor signaling pathway. Gene Ontology annotation, cellular component: plasma membrane. The record is from RefSeq and is a predicted model, not a curated record.
UAAAAAUGUACAAAUUCUAAAACAAUGGAAACUGGUGAAUCUAUGGGCGCAACUGGGUAUACACAGAAUUCAAUAAAAAUCGGCGUAUAUGAUUGAAUACUAAAUCCAGAUCAUUGAAUAUUACGUAAACAUACGUAAAAUAACAGCAGCAAUAACGCAGAUAUUUUACAUGAUGCAAACAAGAAAAUGGUGCGAUAUUGAUUCUCGAAUCUCGUUGCAAUCUCAUUAAAUACAAUUCAUUCAUACAAGCAGUCGGCGAAGCAGAUCACCGUGUAGUAUCUACUGUAUAUUACUUCAAUGGACAGUAAUACCACGUUUUCUUCUUCCUCAUAGAUAUUUGAUUAUAUAAUAUAUAAAGAAUCACGAAAAUAUUAUAGAACGCUUUGGAUAGAUCUCCGAAAAAUCAUCAUGGAUAAUGAUACUCUACAGAGUGUAGAAAUGCAAUAUGAAGUGUAUCAGGUUCCUUUCUGUAGACCGUUCAAGUGUCAAUUAACUCCGGGAAGAUUUACCAACGGAACUAGAGUUUCGAACACACUCUGGGACUGUGUCCCUGGCGACUGCAAAGUUUAUGUGACAAUUUUUCUUGGUCUAAUCGUUAUGUUGGGUGCUAUAACUGUUACGUUCAACUGUCUGAUAUUGGGCAUAAACUUGGCUUCAAAGACACGUAGAAUGCGUAAACGUAAUCCAAUUAUGAAAAACUAUUCCGUCUACGUGGUAUCCCUAGCGGUUGCCGAUUUAUUAGUAGGUGUUGCGGUACUGCCGCUUUGCAUUAUGAAUCUGUAUUUGGAAUUCAAUUCGAAUUUCGAGCGAAACUCAAAACGUAAUCAAUGGGAAGAUUGGCGAAACACAAACAUAAUUGAAGAAGAGGAUUUGGGUUUACAGCAUCCACAAGCAAGAAUAAAUAUAGUUUCCUCUGGAGUUCAAGAUCUUACAACAAUUGCAAUGCACAAUCAUACAGCUGUACAGGAAGAAACAAUUGAUUUUACUGAGGGCACGGCAGUUCGGGUUGCGCUGGGAACGUUUACGCAUCUGACCUUAUUUGUGUCAAUCUACACACUGAUAACGGCAAGUGCGGAUCGUCUUUACGCAGCCUCAUUCAGUACAUUUAACAUCUUCCCAAUUUUUAAGAAGGACUUCACAACAAAAGAGAACAAACUGGCUUAAACAGAUGACGUAUUCACUGAAGCGAUCAACAGUAGCUGUUUUUAUCGUAUGGAUCUGCGGCAUCAUUUUCGCAUUGCUCCCAGUAGCAAUGAGAAAGACAUUUUAUUUUCGCCAUGUUGGUCACAUUUUUGCAGCUAUGACAUCGACCGAUAACUACGUUACUGGAGUUCGAUGGUAUUUAUUUACACUUGUAAUUCCUCUCGUUGGCAUGUGGAUUUUAAACUUGAUGAUAUGCUGUACACUGUGGAAACGAAAGAGGCAACUAGGGUUGAAACGGCAAAAGUCACUUCAUUACAAAUCUCAUCUAACAUCGCCUACUGAGAAAUUCGACUCAGGUAUGCCAUCAAACUUCUGACAGUGUAUUUGAGAAAGAAACUAAAUCGCCUGUCGUGAAAAAAUAUCCAGCUUCUAGAUGGAAUAAAGGGUCGUUUGGAGGCGAGGACUCGACAUAUAAUUUGAAGGCUCAUUCGUUGUAUCGCAAAAAAGCAUCCAACCAGAGCGGUGGUCGUAUAACUUCUAGUAGUUUUCGAUCUUUUGAAUCAAAGUCUUCUGGGCUGCGUAGAAAAGUUUCUUCUUUACGAAGAGCAAAAGAGUUACUCAAGAGACAGUCAUACGAAGCAAACAUCACAAAAACUUUAUGUAUUGUAGUUGUUGCUUUUACCCUUGCAGUGUUACCACUUAUUAUAACCCUAUGUACUAUUACGUUAGACGAUAACGGCACAAAAGAAAGAUUGAAUAAAGAAGUGACCGCGCUAUCGUGUUCCCUGUUCCUUCUGUUUUCCAACAGUUUUGUGAACUGUGUAAUAUAUGGAGCAAGGAUGCGUGAUUUUCGAAAAUCACUAUGUCAAAUAUUGCACAAUUUUAUGGAUAAAAUUAAAAACAUGCUUUGCUGUUGUUACCAGCGAGCUAACGAUAAUAUCUCUUCUGAGAUUGUGAAUGGCGUAUUUCUGGUCACAAAACAACAAAGAGAUCAGAAAUCUCCAUACAUGAAGAAACUAUCCAAACACAACACUACCUUUUUCCCUUCAAGCCGAUCCGCGUCAAAGUUAUCAAACAUUUCUACAUUAGAAAAUCGUUCAAAUGUUGUCAAAUCUGAGAGUAACUUACCGCCUCCAAUAACAAAAUUAUUGAUCGAAAAUGCACCGAGUGACCAAGGCAACUGCAAUGGACACAACCAGAAACCGAGAACCUUAUCAAGUAGAUAUCGCUCAAAUCCGGAAUUGACCUUAAGUUACGAAGAACUUGAUAAGCAAAGGAAUUCGUUCGCAGAAAAUGAAGAAUGUGGAGGGUCUGAUCUCGUCGUUCCGGCAAUCUGGAGAACAUCGAGUUUCAUUGAAAGCGAAAAACAUCAAAGAGCAACACUAACGAAUAUUGGAGUUGAAGCGGUAAAAACAUGUCAAGGAGAUGACAAUAUUGCCAUCAAAAGUCGAAGCAAAUGUGCUGCCCUGAAGAAUGGUAACGCCGAGAAACCAGAAGACAGUCCCACUAUCAGAACAUGUAAAACGCCUAGAGAUCAUGACUUAGAUAAGAGCAAAAUCAAAGAUGUUUGGAGAGACGAUCGCAACGAAUCAGUUGACGGGAAUUCAAUUAACACUGGCGGAUCAAAUCAUCAGUAUACAAGUGAUUUCACGCUUGGAAUUGAUUUUUCUGACUUUUCAUAACUUCAGGGGGAAAAAAACAGAGAUUUAAUAAGGAUGUGCGUACAAUGCCCGUAUUAUCGGUAAAUUCAGUUUUGAUUUUUGGCCACUAGGCCAAAGGAAGGCCUUUACGUUUGACGUUCCGGUUCCGGCAUAUUUAUACUGAGUUUGAAUGACGCGCUUGUUUUUAAAUCUUUUAUCAUAGAUUUUGAAUUCAUUUAUCUAGUGCAAUAAAUAUUCUUGCCUGUUUACAUAUUUAUAUUUACAUUCUAUUUUGAAGAUCUAGCAACCACAGAUUGUGUAUCCUAUCCAUAGUAGUAAAGUGGAGCAACCUGCCCCACGAUGUCGUAUUUAGUUCUACCUUGAACUGUUAUACAUCCAUCGAUUGAUCGAUGAAAAUUUGUUUAUGCAUUGAAACUUAAGUUGAAAAUCAUGUUUUGUUCAGGUUUUAUUUGUUUAUUUUUUCAUCUAAACUAAUUUGUAGUCUGUUUUUCUUUUGUCUGGUUAAUUGUGUUAUGUCACGUGAGCACUAAUACUGUGUUUUAUAGGUCAUGCUUGUUUUUUUUGUACUUGUUUCACAAUUUAAUAAUGCAGUAAUUCAUUAUUCCAAUCACAUAUCAUGUUCAAACUAA